AUGAACAUGCAAUCAGGUAUAGGAAUUGGACCAAUGGGUCAAACUAAUCCAGGGGGGAUUACAUCCCCACAAAGUGGAGCAGCAAAAUUUGCAUCACUUUCAUUGAGCCAGUUGAGUCAACAGACUGCCAACAUGCCUCACUACAAUCCACCACCACAACAACAACAGCAACUGCAACAACAACAGCAACAACAACAACUAUUCACCAAGACACCCAAUGGACCGUCCGUUAUGGGACAGGGAGGUUACAACCAACACCAAUCAUUUAUGAGAAGAAGUGGGGACAUGUCUGGUAUGCCUAGUCGUCACUCUGGCGAAUUUGGCAGUAUCAAUAGCAACACUAGUACUCCAUCAACACCCGCAGCAGCCAACUCAUCGUCGCUCAACAACAGCCAAAAUGGAAUGAAAUACUUUGGUGGAGGCACACCCAACCACCAACACAAAUCAUCGUUGUCGUCGUCGACUUCAUCCUCUCCAUUGGUCAUUGGAAACAAGAAGCAAUAUAGCAAGGAAGAGUUGCUAAACCUAUUCAAUCCCAGUGCCAGAGUGCCAGACAGCUUGACCGGUCAUUCGCACAUCCUCUCGGAAGAGAACCAAUCCCCAGUCAAUAUGAACUUUGUCUAUGAUCCUGCCAACAACCUGAACAAACGUAGAAAUAUGAUGAAUUCAAGUGGUGGUUCAAUAGGCAUUCAAAAUAGAGGUUUGGGUGGUAGAAAAGAUUUGGACGGUAAUAGAAUCUCUAGAGAUUCACCAAAUGGAUUGAAACAACAAAAUAAAUGGAAUGGUAAUACUGGAACCGGAUCCAAUUCGGCUUCAUGGAGAAAGGAGGGGGGAUCUGAUGGAGGAAACAGAUCGGGUUCGUAUGGUGGACAUCAGCAAAACCACCCACAGUGGUAUUACCUCGAUCCACAAAACGUGACGCAAGGUCCAUUCCCAGCAAAGGGUAUGGACGAGUGGCACAAGGCUGGCUACUUUACGGCCAACCUCAAGGUGAAGCGUGGCGAGACUGGACGAUUCUUUGAGUUGAAAAAGUUGUUGUCCUAUGUUGGCAACGACUCGCCAUUCACGAUGUCCUUUAACGUGAAUGACUCGGAGAUGCUUGAACCCCACGAGUUGCUCGACGAGGAGCCCACCACCGAAGACGAGGUGUCUGUCGACAAGGAGGGAGACGAGUUUGGCCACCACGGCGAGCUGCUCGAGGAAGCCAAUGAUGACGACGACGAGGAUGAGAAGAUCUUGCACGGUGUGGUCGGCGAGGUGGAGAAGAAGAUCCUCGGCGACGACUUGCCCGCCCCCGUCGUUGUCCAACAGCCCACCAACCAUUUCAACGAUUCGCAACAGUCCAUGCCACCCAUUCAAUCGUUUUUCCAACAAGCUCAAGCUCAACAACUUGCACAACAACAACAACAACAACAGCAACUAGCGCAACAACAACAACAAAACAAUGCAUCACCUUCCCCCGUACAAGCCGGAGGAUUGAACCAACAAGAGGCAAUGGAAGUAUACCAAAAGUAUAUGUUAUUCCAACAACAACAAAAACAAGAGAUGCAAAAGAUUGAGAUGCAGAUGAAGCAGUUGAUCGACCAAGCACAACUCAUGGAAGCACAACUCAAGCAGAUCUACGAAAGAUCGCCACCACAACAAGGUCAACCGGUCCCACUCCAAUUACAACAAUUCCAAACCUACUAUCUCAUCAACCAACAAUCUCAACGUCAAUUAUUACAACAAUACAAUGCUAUCAAGUUUAUGCAAUUCCCACAACCCCAACAACAACAACCACAACAACAGCCACAAAUGAACGACGUCAUGCAAUAUCAACAACAAUUCUACAUGCAACAACAACAACAAGCUCAACAAGCACAACAACAAAUGAUGAUGCAAAGAAUGAUGAUGCAACAACAACAACAAGCCGCUGCUCAACAACAAGCUGCUCUACAGGCUGCUGCUCAACAAGCUGCCGCUCAAGCUGCUCAACAACAACAACAACAAGAAGAAAUUCAAACACCAUCAUCUCCACAACAACAAGCUGUUGAAUUGAAACAACAAGAAGAGGUUAAACCAGUUAUUAACAACAAAGUUGUUGAUGAUUCAUCUAAUUUCUGGGGAGUAUCAGCACCAUCAUCCAGUGGUUUGAAUGUUCCAGUACCAAAGAAGGAAAACUCCAAGUUGGGUGUUAAUAAUGUAGAGUUUGAAGCAGCCAGCAGUGUAGUCGUAUCACACGAGCUCCCAGAAAAGACAUUGUCACCAACCAUCGAGUCCAUCUCUGCCAGCAUUGAGGCUGUCGCCUUGAACACUGCCAAUCCAUGGGCCUCUGUUCAACCAGUCGACACUCCAAAGACUGACAAGCGUUCACUUGUCGAGAUCCAAGCACAAGAAAAGAAGGACUCGAAAAAGAGAGAAAAAGAAAACGAAGAGAGACGUAUCAGAGAGGAAAAGGAAGCUCUCGAACACCAACACGAACAAAACGUCUUGUUAAAGUGGGCUCAUGCCGGACAAACCUGGGGUAACACUGCCCCUACUACUGCCGCUGUCGCUGUCGUCGAGCCAGUUGCACCAGUCGCCCCAGUUGUACCAGUUGUCACUGCCACCACCCCUGCCCAAAAGAAGCAACCAUCACUCAAGGACAUCCAAGCCGAACAACAACAACGUGCCGCCAAGGACAGCAGCGAACAACGCACUCAACAAGUUGCCUCCAAGUCUGUACCAUCUAUCCAAGACAUUAUGAAGGAACAAGCUCGUGAAGAAAAACGUCUUCGUCAACAACAACAAGAGCAACAACAACUACAACAACAACUACAACAACAAAAUGCCGCUCAACAACAAAUCAAGUUUAACCCAUCGUCACCAUGGGGCGGUGUUCCACCUCCAUUGCCAGUUGACACUUCUCUUCUCCACCAAACCAUCGACAACAACAACAAAAAGUCAUUGAACCAUGUCUCUCAACCUAUUCCAAACCCAACCGUCGCAGCCAAGCCAUCCAGCAAUGGUGGUAAUCCACAAUUGUCGAUUAGAACCAGCACCUCCUCUGCCCCCACCAGCACCCCCGCUCACCCACAACCAGUGUCUCCAUCAGUCACCAACGUCAAUGACGACUCUUUCUGGGACACUCCAUCGACUGUUGGCAAGUCGACCAUGCUCAACAUCCUCCCAUCCAAGCAAUCGUCUGCUGUCAAGGGAUCACAAUUGAGCAUCCGUACCAAGCAACAACAAGAAAAACAACAACAAGAAAAGCAACAACAAAAGUCAGACUUUAUCAAAUGGUGUCACCAACAAUUAAAGCCACUCACCAACAUGGAUGUUGCCACUGUCACUGAACUCUUGUGCAGUCUCAAAAAGGAAAGUGAAAUCCGUGAAUGUGCUCGUGAAUGUCUUGGUUUCACAACUGAAGUCAAUAACUUUAUCAAUGACUAUCUCAUGGCAAGAAGUGAUGAACCAACCCUAGCCUAUGAAUCAUCUUCACCAUUUAUUACUGUUCCAAAAGGUAAAACUCCAAAUGUUAAAAAUGCUCCAAAAGGAAAGAAAAAGUAA
Cavenderia fasciculata is the source of this 3528-nucleotide messenger RNA. RefSeq lists its product as uncharacterized. The coding region runs from base 1 to 3528 and encodes 1175 amino acids. Lineage: Eukaryota; Evosea; Eumycetozoa; Acytosteliales; Cavenderiaceae. The record is from RefSeq and is a predicted model, not a curated record. Gene Ontology annotation, molecular function: protein binding. The transcript is spliced from 3 exons.